CUUCUUCCUAUAAAUAUGCAAAACACCAUGACUGGCUAGGAAAGGAAGAAGAUAGAAAGAAACAAGAAAUGGAGAGUAGGAAGAGGAGGGUCUUCCAGUAGAGACUUUGUCUUCUUUUCUCGAGAAUCAAACUUACAUAAAAACGAAGCCGUCAUUUGAAGAAUCGGGUAACGGAAAGGGGAAGGUGAUCCAUCUUCUUCCGGAGAAAGUUUAUUCUUUUAAUUCAGAAGAAACCACAAAAUACUAGUAAUCAUAAUCUCGCUUUCCAGUCAGGUUGUUUCUCGCAUUAUAUUGAUGGGAAUUUGCUUUUGACAUCUGAGUGAACAAAAGUGUCAGGGACUCGGGAUAUAAAUCUGUGGAACAGAGAUAAACAGAGAGAGAGAGAUAAAUGGGGAUGUACGAGCCUAUUAGAGGGCACGAUGAUGUUGAGAAGGAGCAGGAGAAGGAGAAGCGUGGAGUGAGACAUUCGGUUGAAGGUGAAGAUGAUGUUGAAAUGGCUGUUCAUGCAAGAUCCGGUACCGCCAUUCCCAAUGCCGGUCGUGAUUCUAAUAAGAUUGAAGAGGAAAGUUCCAAGCAAAAGCGUCACCAGCAACAACGUCUUGUUUCGCUGGACGUUUUUCGUGGCGUGACUGUUGCGCUAAUGAUCUUCGUGGAUGAUGCUGGUGGAAUCCUACCUGCAAUUAAUCAUUCACCUUGGGAUGGUUUAACACUUGCAGAUUUUGUCAUGCCAUUUUUCCUCUUUAUUGUUGGUAUCUCACUUGCACUUACCUACAAGAAUUUGUCAUGCAGAGCUGUUGCAACUAGAAAAGCAAUACUACGGGCUCUAAAGCUUUUAAUGUUAGGCCUGUUUCUUCAAGGUGGCUUCUUCCAUGGCCUUAAUGAUUUAACUUAUGGGGUGGAUAUUGAACAUAUGAGAUGGAUGGGUAUACUACAGAGAAUUGCAAUAGCAUAUCUGCUGGCAGCAUUGUGUGAGAUUUGGCUGAAGGGUGAUGGUAAUGUUAAUUUGGUGUCAUCUCUGUUUAGGCAAUAUCGAUUCCAGUGGGCUUUGGUUUUGAUGCUUAGCACUCUGUACCUUUCCUUGUUAUAUGGCUUGUAUGUGCCUGAUUGGGAGUAUCGAAUUCCAAUUGAAACUUCCUCUUCUCCACCAAAAUUGUUUUCAGUGAAAUGUGGAGUGCAUGGUGACACUGGGCCAGCUUGUAAUUCUGUUGGAAUGAUCGACCGCAAGAUAUUGGGUAUACAACAUUUAUAUAAACGACCGGUCUAUGCACGAACACAGCAAUGCAGUAUUAACUCCCCAAGUAAUGGCCCAUUACCUUCUGAUGCCCCAUCAUGGUGCCAAGCCCCUUUUGAUCCUGAAGGACUUCUAAGUUCAGUGAUGGCGAUUGUUUCCUGUUUUGUUGGUUUGCAUUAUGGGCACAUUAUUGUCCAUUAUAAGGUAACAAUGUCGACAGAGCUUGCUUUCCUUCCCUUACCAAAGGUUUAUAUUUUUUUCACAAGUUUUUCUCCCCAUAUUCAGGACCAUAGAGAUAGGAUCUUUCACUGGAUGGUUACAUCAUCAUGUCUUGUUGUCUUGGGGCUCGGCCUGAACUUAUGUGGGAUGCAUUUUAACAAGGCUCUCUACACAUUCAGUUACAUGUGUUUCACUGCUGGUGUUGCUGGCAUUCUCUUUGCUGGAAUUUACUUCAUGGUUGAUGUAUGUGGCUGUAGACGUCCCACCUUUGUGAUGGAGUGGAUGGGAAUGCAUGCGCUGAUGCUUUAUAUCCUUGCAGCCUGCAAUGUCCUGCCAGUUUUCCUCCAGGGAUUUUAUUGGAGGAGGCCUCGGAAUAAUAUUCUUGGGUUAAUUGGAAUAGGAAGAUGAAAGGGUUAACUGGUUACACUUUCCCCCCAGCUGCACUUUCAGUUUCAAGGUCUUGGGGCUCUGAAUCGCUCAACUUAUCUUAUUGAUUUUGGGUGGUUGCUGUUAGUGCCACCAGAGAAUUUUGGAAUCAGGUCUUUAUAGAAAUGGAGGCAAACUUACUCUUCUCUAAUGUGAACAACAAACUCCAAUGUAGCUUCUGUAUAAAUAUGAAGGUAGAGACCUUUUUUUUUUUUUUUUUAAUUAAUAAUUUGUAAUAUGUAGGUAGAGCUUUAAACAGGGAAAGCUCAUUGGAACUUUUCGUGGUAUCUUAUUCAAAAGAUGUAUUUUUCCCA
Juglans microcarpa x Juglans regia is the source of this 2190-nucleotide messenger RNA. Its product is annotated as heparan-alpha-glucosaminide N-acetyltransferase. Lineage: Eukaryota; Viridiplantae; Streptophyta; Magnoliopsida; Fagales; Juglandaceae. The record is from RefSeq and is a predicted model, not a curated record. The transcript is spliced from 12 exons. The coding region runs from base 389 to 1858 and encodes 489 amino acids.